AUGGCAUCCACUAUUCCAUCCUUAAACGCGGAUGUCUGGCUCCAUAUCAUCAAGGAAAUAGGUCACGAAAAAAACAGAGCAAAGAGAAUAUCUACGUUGGUGACAAUCGCUCAGUUGUCCUGGUUUUUUGUAGAUCCAGCAGAGUCACAGAUAUACCGUGAAGUAACAUUGGCCGAAGACGAACGUGACGACGCUUCUCAAGAAGACUGGGAGAAGAAUGUCAAAGACUUCUUUACAAUCGUCACAGCAAGGCCCCGACCGAUUGCUCAAUACGUUGAAUCAUUGGUCAUAUCACUUUCUCCAAGUCACAAUCAACGUCAAGCUGAGAGUGCUCCACAACCCCAUUUCCUUCCCCAAAUUCUCGACCUCCUUCCUAACGUCUCUGAAUUAACCUUGAAGAGAAUCGACGACGGGGACUCAGAAUUGUGGCAAAGGCCCGAUCAUACUUUGUUGGACGCAAUAGGUCGCAUGCUCCCGUCCGUUAUCAACUUGUCUUUGCAAUGGGCUCCGUCGAUAAAACUCGAUAAACUCUAUAUAAAUGUUACCUCUCUUCCAACUGUUUGGAGGCCAGAUGCGGUGAUAAAACCCUCCAACAAAAUAGAACACCAUAAGGUGUUGGCAUAUCCAAUGACCAAACUGGAGAUUAAAGCUUCAGAUAAAGUCAUUGAGUAUCUGGCCCUACUAGAUCUUGACUCGUUUCUUGUUUUAUUUGAAAAUAUUCAAACACUCUGUCUGCAAACAAAUGGAAAAGAAGGGAGCAAAAAAUCGUGGAAAAUCAUACAGCAGCUCCCAAAGCUUGUUAAACUUUGCAUUAAUGGUUUGAAUGGCUCAGGAAACAUCGAUCUGUUAGAUGUCGAUAUUGGUAUCAUCAAGAACCUAGAAGUGCUUGAGAUCAUAUGCAAUACGCAGAUACAUAACAAGCUACAGCCUCUACCACCCAUUCCUGGCCUCGGAGAAUACUUUCAUGAAUCUACCCUCAUGACUCCUACCAACAUUGAAGGCCUGAUCAUACGUCUGGACUGGGACAUUAUUGAAAAUUACGUUUGUUUUGCCACAGGCUUCCCUUCCGGGCUGGCAUGGGUAGAAUUUGACAAACUUAUUGCUUGCAGUGAAAGGUUUCCUUGUCUAAAGACAUUAACAUUCGACUUCACAAUUCGGACACUCUCCGAAGUGACCUUCGAAGACAAAACUCAAGGGCCUGAAAUAUUAUCUUUGGAGAAUCUAACUCAUAAAGAGCUUCCUCAUAUUAUACAGAGAGGCCAGAUCCAAUUAGUUGUAGUAACAGAUAUCAUGGUGUCACUUGGUCGGUCGAUGUUUGAAGAAGCAUGGGACUAG
Molecule: messenger RNA, 1335 nt
Organism: Psilocybe cubensis
Lineage: Eukaryota; Fungi; Basidiomycota; Agaricomycetes; Agaricales; Agrocybaceae
Exons: 2
Coding region: 1-1335 (444 amino acids)
Source: RefSeq, a predicted model, not a curated record